AGUGGUUCUGUAAACACUUUUGUGAAAAGCAUGUUGAGUUUACCAUCGUUUCCAAUUGCAGUUGUUUGUGAAUUAAUUUGACUAUUUUAAUUGAUUUUUUUCUUCUUUUUGUGCAAUUUUAUUGUUAAUAUUUAACCUGGAAUAUGAAGGAUCAACAAUCGAGGACCAGCAAGGAUCAAAAACGGGAACAACCAAAAACACAUAAAGUUGAUCUCAGAUUUACUCCAUUGAGAAAUGCUUGUAGAGAUGCUAAGAGACAAUUAAUUGCCACUACUAAAAAAAGGAUCAAACAAUUAUCAGAUAUGAAAAAGACUUGUAAUAAUCCAGCGUCUCAGACACGAUUUGAGAAGCAACGUAAAUCUUUAUCGGAGUUUAUUUGGAUGGUAAAAUCGCUUGACAGUGAGACUUUGAUUAGAUUUGGAUUGAAAAACAAAGCAGUUCAAUUAAAGGCGAUUUUAGCAUCAGAAGCUCAAAGAGAUCUAAAGACGAGAGCUUUAGCUCGUGUAUGUAACAAAAGUUGUAUGUCGAUAGCGUUGAGAACAUUUAAAAAGCAAAUCAAAGAGAAUCAACUGUCGAAGAAAACAUCGAAGAACAAAUAAAUUUACUAAUUAUUUUUGAUAAAUGACAAGAAAUUAAAAUAUUUCAGACGCAAAUGAUGCCAACAAAAAGAAA
Messenger RNA from Panonychus citri (citrus red mite), 672 nucleotides. RefSeq lists its product as uncharacterized. Lineage: Eukaryota; Metazoa; Arthropoda; Arachnida; Trombidiformes; Tetranychidae. The record is from RefSeq and is a predicted model, not a curated record. The transcript is spliced from 3 exons. The coding region runs from base 144 to 599 and encodes 151 amino acids.